This is a messenger RNA of Ceratina calcarata, 1877 nucleotides long. Its product is annotated as transmembrane protein 209. Lineage: Eukaryota; Metazoa; Arthropoda; Insecta; Hymenoptera; Apidae. Gene Ontology annotation, cellular component: membrane. Bases 133 to 1740 code for a protein of 535 amino acids. The record is from RefSeq and is a predicted model, not a curated record. The transcript has 8 exons.
GAAUGGACAUCCGGGGCAGGCAUCAUUUAGACAUUUAGAGAAUGUUCCAAGCAUGACAAUAUCGUAUUUUGAUCGUUUAAACGUUUAGCUGAACUGGUAAAAGAAAACAGGAAAGAGUGAAAAAAUAAUAAAAUGAGCAGCUUCCGGUCUUCGAUGCGAUGUAUAUCUCCUAAUGCGAGAGUUUUGACUGCGAAACCUCAGGUAGAACAAACGCUUGAUAUAAGACAGACCCAAUACAAAGCAAGAAGUAGCAUCACAUGGUUUCUUGUAAAUAGUUCUUUACUUGGGAUUCUUGUCUUUGACAUAUUAUAUGGAGGUGAAGCAUACAAACCCUUCUUUUGGGCAGAAUGGUGUUUAGCUUCAAUAUUUGGAUUAAACGCUCUUUAUCAUAUAGUUAGAUAUGCCUGGGCUAGCUUCAGUCUACGGCCAAUUCUGUUGAGUCCUAAGCAGAGACGACUGUUAGGUGUAUCAGAGGACGAUCCCCUUUUCAGAAAUGAAUCAGUAUCAUCUCAAAAAACGCCUGAACCAGUAGUUCCAUUAAAUUUAUCAUGCAUAAGCUUCAACAGGAGAAUAACUCCGCUUGGCUCUCCAAGACUGAGUGAAUCUAAGGACUUUUCACCAUCGAGUCCAUUUUUUAAAUAUGGUAGUCCAACAUCACAAAAAUCAGCACCUAGUCCUAAUGGAUCUUUUAACAAAUCUCUUAAUGUCUCGAUGAGCACCAACCUGACUAGCGAGGAUUUGAUACAAAGUGAAAAGGAGUUGCAAAAUUAUCUGGAAGAAGCUCGACAAAAAAAACAUGUCCUGUCGACAGACAUCGAUCAGCCAUCUAAUUUACUUAGCUCCUUUUGGUCGCAUCCAGCGAUGAGAAAUCCUGGAGAGGUUUCUCCAUUGUUAAGAAGAUGCGCUUAUCAAUUAGCACCUAUUGUCGAUAAGUCAAAAUCGACAAGUCCCGGUACAGAAGAAGGAAGCUCGCCUAGGGGUUUGUUUGGGACACCCGAUGUUUGGAGAAAAUAUAGAAUCGACCCGAAUAAAGCGAAUGAAUGGACAGCUAAUCUUCGAUUGUGGAUCAGCAAAACGGUUGUCGAACGAGUGGCAACUGAAAUCGACAAUGUAUGUUUAGCCUUGGUUCGACAUGGUUUGAGUGAUUCUCAACCAGGAUGUGUUGGACUGGACAGAUUGAGAAAACUCGCACAAGCCCCUUUUUUAGUCACUGCUAUUCCCACCUUACCAACUUUAGUGCCUUUCUUGGAACUUACUAAUAAUCAGGAGUAUUUAAUUAAGAGGAUAAAAAUCUUAGCGAAUAGUGGUUCUAUGAGCGAAUUCAAGUGGAAUGGCGGUGGACUUCACAAUGGCAAAGAUUGGGAUGCCAGUUUGCCGACCGAUUCAGCGAUAGUUAUGCACUUGGUGUCGACUUACAUGGACACGCAACUAGAAGCUCCUUUAGACCAACCUGAUGCGCGACCGUUUACAUCAAGAUACAUGGCUAGGUCAGGAAUGAGUUUACCGCGUAGCAAAGGACCCAUCAUAGUGUCCCAAUCCAUAAAUCCACCACAUUACUGUCUGGCACAUUCCGGAGAUUCGUCACCCAAUGAUUACGAAGAAAUACAACGUGGUAGAAACAACUUGUUUCAUACGCUUCUAUUAUUCUUGUAUAUCGUCAAAACGAGAGAUCAUGGUAUGUUAGGCCGCGUUAACUUAGGUCCGUCAGGUAUAAACGUUCUAUGGGUAAUCGAUGGUUGAAGAUUUGGCCUUUCAAUUACACGAUUUUCUAUUUAUUUAUUGUUUUGUGUCUGUUUUUGUUUAUUGAUUCGAUGAAUUUAAAGUUUUGAUUUCGAUACAUUGAUAUUUUCAUUUGAUUGAAUAAAGAAUUGUAACUU